AUGCUUGGGAGAAGCUAUCGGGCACGAGGAGUCGGUGCUCUACUGGGCGCACAAGCCUCAGCCUCAUGUGCCAUUCCCGUGCGCACACUUAUCCCGCCAUCCUUGCUGUUUCCCUGCGUGCUUCCCCACCGCCCACCCAUCUGCACCGUGCAGAACCGCAUCCCGGUGUUUUGUCCGGCGAUCACGGACGGGUCCAUCGGCGACAUGCUCUACUUCCACUCCUACUCCUCGCCCGGCCUCGUUCUCGACCUCGUGCAAGGUUACGUGCUUCCCCCCCCCCCCCCCCCCCAUCCCCUUUCCUCCUCCCUUCACUCUCCGCUUCCCUCUUUGUGGUUCCCUCAUCGCUCUUCAACCUACCGCCAAAUACGUGUUCCCCUCCACGCAGAUGUGCGGCGGAUGGACGAUGAGGCGGUGCAGGCGGACCCGCGGCGCACGGGCGUGAUCAUCCUGGGGGGCGGGCUGCCAAAGCACCACAUCUGCAACGCCAACAUGAUGCGCAACGGUGCAGACUACGCCGUGUACAUCAACACCGCCAAUGAGUUCGACGGCAGCGACUCCGGCGCCCGGCCUGAUGAGGCAGUCAGCUGGGGGAAGAUCCGUGUGGAGGCCAAGGCUGUCAAGGUGUUCUGCGAUGCCACCAUUGCCUUCCCCUUGCUCGUAGCCGAGACGUUUGCUCGGCACCUGCAGCAGGAGAAAGCAAAGCACAAGGGGCCGACGAAAUAG
Closterium sp. NIES-65 is the source of this 723-nucleotide messenger RNA. NCBI's taxonomy places the organism in Eukaryota, Viridiplantae, Streptophyta, Zygnematophyceae, Desmidiales, Closteriaceae. The record is from the annotation of a GenBank genome assembly.